GUGGAACGUUGUAAACGGGAUAUUUCGCGUGCGAAGAGUUGGUGAGGCAGCCUAUUAGCCAACUAAAGUAGUAUGUGACGCGUGUAAUUGCAAUUCCUGAUAAAUUUAGCUACACUUUUAAAACAGUUUAUCGUGGCACGUUUAGAUAGCAUGCUAAGUUAGCUUCAGGCUUUAAACUUGCUGGAACGACAUUCACUGGCUAGCUGUCGCUAUCCAAACGUGUCAUAUUCCGUCCUGUUAUAGAUUGCUCCUCUGUAAUAUAGACAUAGUCAAACGUAUAGCCUACUAACACUGAUCAUAUAAAACCUCCAAGUCGAGUGUAAAUAUGUUGACAUACAGCAACUGAACCCACCCACCUGCGAGCACGAGAACCAAUCUGCAUUGAGUGGCUAAAGUCCACAUUUUCUCCUGCUGCGACAAAUUAUUUUGGAAUUGUUGCCAUUAUGUUGCAUAUUGCUACAAAUGUUGCAACUUGUAUAUUUGACGGUCGCUCAAGAAAUCAGUGAGACUUUGCUGUUGGCCUCUUCAAUUGGACUUUACUCUACUGGACCCAACAUCAUGCCACACAGUUGAAGAAAGCAGGCCAUACCAGUUAUUUUAGGGCUAACAGACUUACAAUUUUUAAGUCUUCACCCUGCAUAGCAUCAAAUGUGUCUAGGUAUUAUUAACAUGAGUCCGUUACGCCUUGCUGUUUUAUGGUUGAGUAUGUUUGCGUUACCAUCGGCACUGACGGAGACCCCUUCCUAUGUCGCCGCUGUGUACGAGCACCUGGUUGUGCUAAACCCGAACCCUAGAGUUGCACUGGGAAGGCGCGCAGCCUUGGAACACAUGCAGAAGAAUCUCGUCGUGUUUGAGGAGCAAGCUGCAUUGGCAGCUCGGCAGGGUGCUCAGAUCUUGGUGUUCCCAGAAGAUGCUAUACAGGGCUUCAACUUCACCAGAGCAUCCAUCGCGGGUUAUUUGGAGGCGGUGCCUGAUCCAACUGUAGUGAUAUGGAAUCCAUGCUCAGAGCGAGAUCGCUUCCCUGAUACCGAGGUGCUCCAGCGCCUCAGCUGCAUGGCUCGGAAGAACAGCCUCUACCUGGUGGCCAACAUGGCCGCCGUCCAGGUGUGCAACUCAACCGCGGACGCCCACUGCCCCCCAGACGGGCGCUACCAGUUCAACACCAACGUGGUGUUCGCCUCAGACGGAAGCCUCGUGGCCCGCUAUCGCAAGCAGAACCUGUACUUCGAGGCCGCCUUCGACAAACCGCCUCAGAUGGAGCUCGUGACCUUCUCCACGCCCUUCGCCGGACGCUUCGGGGUGUUCACCUGCUUCGACAUCCUGUUCCGCGAGCCGGCCGUGGCCCUGGUGGAGGAUCUGGGGGUGCGGCAGCUGGUGUACCCCACCGCGUGGAUGAACCAGCUCCCGCUGCUCGCUGCCGUGCAGUUCCAGCGCUCCUUCUCCCACGCCGCCGCGGUCACCGUCCUCGCCGCCAACGUGCGGGCGCUCGGCCUGGGCAUGACUGGCAGCGGCAUCUUCACCCCCUGGCAGGAGGUGCACCAGCACGACAUGGUGGGGGAGACCGGGCGCUUGCUGGUGAGCAGGGUGCCCGUGCUCGAUCCCGACAGGAUGGCACGUGGCGGCGAGAGCACGAGGCUGGCAUGGCUGCCGUUCUCCGGGCAUCGCAAGCGAGAGCCUGGACUGGGCGAGGCAGGAGAUGCCCACGGCUGGCCCCGAGAGGCUUGGCAUUCGGUUGACGAUAGCACGCCUCGCGGCCCGGCAACAGAGUAUUGCUCGCCCGUCUUCGAGCACUGCCCUGUGGGGCCAGCGUAUGAGACGCCUGUGGUGUUCCACUCCAUCAUGAUGUAUGACAACUUCACUCUAGUGCCCCUACAGGACACGAAAGGGAACCUGACUGUGUGCGACGGCUCGCUGUGCUGCCACCUGCUGUUCAAGAGGGCCACUGCGCCCAGCACAGAGCUCUAUGCUCUGGGGGCUUUUCAGGGCCUACAUGUGGUCCACGGCACCUACUAUCUGGAGGUGUGUGCUCUGGUGAAGUGCACAGGCCCAGACUUUGCAAGCUGUGGAGGCGAGACCGAGCACGCUCAAACCCAGAUAGACUUCCGGCUGGAAGGGAACUUCAGCUCUCGUCACGUCUUCCCGGGAAUACUGGGAAACGGGAUGGUGCUGGACAUCCCGGAUGAGUCCGGGAAAAAGAGCGACGGCUGGGUGUAUAUGAGGCGGUCAGGAAUGACUGCGGGGCUGGUGACAGCCACCUUGUACAGUCGAGUCUAUGAGAAAGACAACAGCUGAGUUGUUGGUCUCAAAACACCUUGGCAACCGACUAAUAAAUAAACAAUACAUCUCCGUAAACAAAGCAACAGCAUCCAAGGGCAGUCGUACACUAAAGCCACCACAAGCUGAAAAGGCCUUAGAGAUGAACAGGAAAGCCAUGUGCCGUAGAAAAACAGUGCUGAACUCGAUGAUGUCAAUUCCAAUGAACUCAACAAUGUUGAUAAGUGAAGCCCAUCGUCUCGUAACGACAUUGUUAAAACGGCAACUACAUUUAAAGUUGGCAUGAAGUGAAUAAAAAAG
Molecule: messenger RNA, 2574 nt
Organism: Sardina pilchardus (European sardine)
Lineage: Eukaryota; Metazoa; Chordata; Actinopteri; Clupeiformes; Clupeidae
Gene: btd
Product: biotinidase
Exons: 3
Coding region: 649-2292 (547 amino acids)
Molecular function (GO): hydrolase activity, acting on carbon-nitrogen (but not peptide) bonds, in linear amides
Source: RefSeq, a predicted model, not a curated record